Messenger RNA from Recurvomyces mirabilis, 1230 nucleotides. It is a transcript of the gene PUT1, whose product is annotated as proline dehydrogenase. Bases 1 to 1230 code for a protein of 409 amino acids. The record is from RefSeq and is a predicted model, not a curated record. Gene Ontology annotation, cellular component: mitochondrion. Gene Ontology annotation, molecular function: proline dehydrogenase activity; FAD binding. The transcript has a single exon. Lineage: Eukaryota; Fungi; Ascomycota; Dothideomycetes; Mycosphaerellales; Teratosphaeriaceae.
AUGCCCGCUCUAUCUUGCCUCCCGCUCUCGCAAGUACUACGGACGUACUUCAUCACAGCCGUCUCAUCUUCGCCCUUCCUUCUCGGAACUUCCACAUCCAUCUUACGGCGGAUGCUUGAGAGCAAGAGCCCGCUCUUCAAUGUAGAACGGAAUCCUGUUCUCCGAAGUCUCCUCUGGCAUACGUUCUACCUUCAAUUCUGCAUGGGCUCAACUCGAGCCGAAAUCGACAAAGCAUGUCUUGAACUUCGAGCACAGGGCUAUAGCGGCGUGAUCCUUGAAUACGCUCUCGAGGUCCUGAAGGACGCAGAAGGCAACGAGGCAGAGGAUGUGAAAAUCUGGAGGAAAGGUAUGCUGGAUACCGUCGACAUGGCACAACCUGGCGACUUCGUGGGCUUGAAGUGGAGUGGUAUGGGCGCAGCAGCUAUGAGGCGGAUGAAGGAUGAUCUCGAGCCCACGGAACGGAUGAGCGAGGCUAUGCAUGCUUUGUGUUCUGCUGCGAAGGAGAAGAAUGUCAGUCUGUUGCCUGCGGCGGAGGAGACAUGGAGUCUAAGUGGCUUUCACAAUUGGUGUCUCAAGAUGCAAAGGGUGUAUAAUCUUGGCGGCAAGAGUGUGGUGUAUGCUACCUACCAGGCCUAUCUGAGGCAGACUCCUCAGACUGUGGCCAAGCAUCUUGAGGUGGCGAAGGAGGAAGGCUUCACACUUGGGUUGAAGUUGGUCAGGGGUGCAUAUCUCGGAAGUGAGAAGCGAGAGCUCAUCCACCCAAGUAUCGAGGCCACGCAUGAAGCCUACGACGGCAUAGCAGAAGCACUACUGAAGCGGGAACCCAACUCAUGGGUCUCAUCUCCAGAAGCGAGCAAUGCCUGGCCAAGAACAAACAUCAUGCUAGCGACCCACAACGCCAUCUCUGUCUCCCGCGCCCAGGCCCUACGCCGCACUCAAGCCGCUUCGGACAUCCCCCUCACACCUCUCGCCUUUGCACAGCUUCAAGGUAUGGCGGACGAAGUCUCCUGUACACUUGUCGCCGCUGCGAAAGCUGCUGAGAGUGAGGAGGAUGCAGUGAAGGAGAGAGUGUAUAAGUGUGGGACGUGGGGUACUAUGGAUGAGUGUUUGAACUACCUGCUCAGGCGGGCGGCAGAGAAUAAGGAUGCGGCGGGACGGACGAGGGAGACUAGGAUAGCUAUGGGCGCUGAGUUUAGAAGGAGGGCGAGGCGGUUGGUUGGGAUGGCUUGA